AUGGCAGAUGAUCCCAAAGCCCCGACUGAGCACAUCGAUUUCCAAGAUGUGGAUCGAUUGGCAGCAGCACGGCAACUCACAGAAGAUGAAUUCCUGCGAGUGGAAAAAUCACUGAAGAGGAAACUAGACCUCCGUCUCUUGAUGUGCGUGUGGCUUAUAUUCGUGAUGAAUUAUUUGGACAGAAACAAUAUUUCAGCUGCCAAAGUCGCCGGGAUUUCUCAGUCUCUACACAUGUCAAGUACCCAAUACGCAACAGCGGUGGCUAUAUUGUUCGCUGGUUAUGUCUUAAUGCAACUGCCAUCCAAUAUCUUCCUGGCCCAUUUGCGACCAUCCAUCUAUUUACCCGUUGUGAUGGCAGUAUGGGGUAUGCUGUCUGCCCUGGUUGGGGCUGUUCAUAAUUACUCAGGACUCUACGCUCUGCGUUUCUUACUGGGUUUUGUCGAAGCGGCCUUUUAUCCCGGUGCCUUAUUCUUGAUCUCUUCAUGGUAUAAACGCGAAGAGAUGGGCGUGCGCAGCGCGUUUCUAUUUUCCGGGUCGCAGCUCGGCAGUGCAUUCUCUGGACUCAUCGCCGCCGGAAUUCAAGAUGGUUUGAAUGGUGCUCGAGGUCUCGAAUCGUGGCGAUGGAUCUUCCUUAUUGAGGGUUCGAUUACUGUAUUCAUUGCUCUGUGUGCUUUCUUUAUUCUGCCUGACUAUCCUAGCAACACGCGUUGGCUGAGCCCCGUUGAAAGAGCUGUUGCAGAGUGGCGUCUCGUCUCUGAUUCCGGGCAGAUCGAUGAAGAUAAUGCCGGCUGGAAAUAUGGUUUCAAAAGAGCUCUGACGGAUUGGCGCCUGUAUAUUUUCGCCUUGAUUUUCCUAUGUAUUCAAGUGGCCAGUGCGACGUCAAAUUUCUUCCCGUCAGUUGUCGAGACACUCGGAUUUAACCGGGUGGAUACUCUCCUGUUAACUGUGCCUCCAUACAUGGUUGCUCUGGUCAUGUCUAUUCUCAACAAUAGGUCGGCUGAUCAGCUGAGAAACUCAUCCUUUCAUGUCUGCUGGCCCCUUGUUGUUGCUAUCUGUGGAUUUGUCAUUGGUGCUGCCUCCACUAACCUGGGAGCUCGCUACUUCGCCAUGAUACUCAUGGUCGCUGGCGGCCAUGGGGCCAACGCUGUGCUUCUGGCAUGGACACAAAAGACUAUGCUACGACCUCGCGUCAAGCGCGCCGCGUCAGUUGCGUUUGUCAAUGCGAUUGGAAAUCUCUCCCAGAUAUUCUCAUCUUAUCUUUACCCGGAUGAUGGUGCGCCUCGAUAUGUUCUUGCUAUGAGUGUGAACACUGCAUUCUGUGUAGUGGCGAUUGUUCUAUGUCUCCUGAUGCGAGUGAUCCUCCUAAGAGCCAACCGAAGACUAGACGCGGGUCAGACGACGGUGGCACAAGAAAUGAAGGGCGAGAGUCAAGCCAGGGACCCCGAGGUGGCUGAGAAUGAGGAAAUUGUCCGCAGGGACGACUUUAGGUUCAUUGCAUGA
Messenger RNA from Aspergillus tubingensis, 1500 nucleotides. Its product is annotated as MFS transporter. The transcript has 4 exons. The record is from RefSeq and is a predicted model, not a curated record. The coding region runs from base 1 to 1500 and encodes 499 amino acids. NCBI's taxonomy places the organism in Eukaryota, Fungi, Ascomycota, Eurotiomycetes, Eurotiales, Aspergillaceae. Gene Ontology annotation, cellular component: membrane. Gene Ontology annotation, biological process: transmembrane transport. Gene Ontology annotation, molecular function: transmembrane transporter activity.